CAGACCUACGGAAGGCGGACAGCUCCUCCCGGAGAGCGCCUGGAGAGCAGAGCCUGAGUGUGGAAAGACAGAAAGCAAAGUCAGAAGCCGCUAGGGUCUCUUUCCCAGACCCCAGAGAAGCCCCUGACUCCUGGCCUCCCUGCCUUCCUAGAGGGUAGCUUCUGUGGACAGUGGAAUUUUCCCAAGACAGGCUCCUCCCUACUGGGCUGGGAUUCUCAGUUCUACCCCAUCCUCUCCGAGCUGGGCUACCCCUGGGGCCGGGGGUCCGACGAGGAAAAAAGGGGACUCUGCCCCAGAGGGGCUGGAUUUUCAUGGAAUCCGCUGGCCUUGAGAGGAAAGUGUUCUGAGCUUGGGGGUGCUUGCACUGGAUCCCUCUCUAUUACUAUUUGUUUUCUGCCUGGCUGGCUGGACCAGUUAGCCUGGACUUUGACCCGUUUGCUCCAGAGCCCUGGCAAGGGGCAAGGGGCAAGGGGCAAGGGGCUCCUGAGGGCUUCGUGGAGUGCUAGGGCUGGCCCUUCUCCAUCUUGUUUCCUCACUUCCACCGCCCAGGGGAAGUGAGGAAACAAGUGACAUGACCAUCCGUGUAACUCUGGCGGACUGAGGAGAGGAAGGGAGGGUUAAAGGGGCAGGGAUGGAGGCCCCCCCCCUCCUGAGGUUGCCUAGACAACAUCAGAAAUCAUGGCCAGGGCCUCUUCCGCCUGCGGGGCCUCUGCUUCCUGCAUCAGUCACUCCCGCUGGGGGCGGGGCAGAGGAAGGGGUUGGAUGUGGCAGAGCCAGGCCCAGCUGGUGCGGCUCAGACUCCCCCCGCCGUCUCUGCGGCCGGAGCCAUGGCAUCCUAUUCAUCUGGUCCCGGCAAAUCCAAGGCCAAAUAUCCCUUUAAGAAGCGGGCCAGCCUGCAGGCUUCCUCUGCAGUACCAGAGGCUCGGGGUGGGCUGGGGGCCCCUCCGCUGCAGUCUGCCCGAUCCCUGCCAGGCCCUGCCCCCUGCCUCAAGCACUUCCCGCUCGACCUGCGCACGUCUAUGGAUGGCAAAUGCAAGGAGAUCGCCGAGGAGCUGUUCAGCCGCUCCCUGGCUGAGAGUGAGCUCCGGAGCGCCCCAUACGAGUUCCCGGAGGAGAGCCCCAUUGAGCAACUGGAGGAGCGGCGGCAGCGCCUGGAGCGGCAGAUCAGCCAGGAUGUCAAGCUGGAGCCGGACAUCCUGCUUCGGGCCAAGCAAGAUUUCCUGAAGACAGACAGUGACUCGGACCUCCAGCUCUACAAGGAGCAGCGUGACGGGCAGGGCGACCGGGGCCUGUGGGAGCGAGAUGUGGUGCUGGAGCGGGAAUUUCAGCGGGUCACCAUCUCUGGGGAGGAGAAGUGUGGGGUGCCGUUCACAGACCUGCUGGACGCAGCCAAGAGCGUGGUGCGGGCACUCUUCAUCCGGGAGAAGUACAUGGCCCUGUCGCUGCAGAGCUUCUGCCCCACCACCCGCCGGUACCUGCAGCAGCUGGCCGAGAAGCCCCUGGAGACACGGACCUAUGAGCAGGGCCCGGACACCCCUGUGUCCGCUGAUGCCCCAGUGCACCCCCCUGCGCUGGAGCAGCACCCGUAUGAGCACUGUGAGCCGAGCACCAUGCCGGGGGACCUGGGCUUGGGUCUGCGCAUGGUGCAGGGCGUGGUUCACGUCUACACCCGCAGGGAACCCGAUGAGCACUGCUCAGAGGUGGAGCUGCCGUACCCCGACCUGCAGGAAUUUGUGGCAGAUGUCAACGUGCUGAUGGCUCUGAUUAUCAAUGGCCCCAUAAAGUCAUUCUGUUACCGUCGGCUGCAGUACCUGAGCUCUAAGUUCCAGAUGCACGUGCUGCUCAAUGAGAUGAAGGAGCUGGCCGCCCAGAAGAAGGUGCCACACCGAGAUUUCUACAACAUCCGCAAGGUGGACACGCACAUCCAUGCCUCGUCCUGCAUGAACCAGAAGCAUCUGCUGCGCUUCAUCAAACGGGCGAUGAAGCGGCACCUGGAGGAGAUCGUGCACAUGGAGCAGGGUCGCGAGCAGACGCUGCGGGAGGUCUUCGAGAGCAUGAAUCUCACUGCCUACGACCUGAGUGUGGACACACUCGAUGUGCACGCGGACAGGAACACCUUCCAUCGCUUUGACAAGUUCAAUGCCAAAUAUAACCCUAUUGGGGAGUCUGUCCUCCGAGAGAUCUUCAUCAAGACCGACAACAGGGUUUCUGGGAAGUACUUUGCUCACAUCAUCAAGGAGGUGAUGUCGGACCUGGAAGAGAGCAAAUACCAGAAUGCGGAGCUGCGGCUCUCCAUUUACGGGCGCUCAAGGGACGAGUGGGACAAGCUGGCGCACUGGGCCGUCAUACACCGUGUACACUCUCCCAACGUGCGCUGGCUCGUGCAGGUGCCCCGCCUCUUUGACGUGUACCGUACCAAGGGCCAGCUGGCCAACUUCCAGGAGAUGCUGGAGAACAUCUUUCUGCCACUGUUCGAGGCCACCAUCCACCCUGCCAGCCACCCGGAGCUGCAUCUCUUCUUGGAGCAUGUGGAUGGCUUUGACAGCGUGGAUGAUGAGUCCAAGCCUGAGAACCACAUCUUUAACCUGGAGAGCCCCCUCCCCGAGGCCUGGGUGGAGGAGGACAACCCACCGUAUGCCUACUACUUGUACUACACCUUCGUCAACAUGGCCAUGCUGAACCACCUGCGCAGGCAGAGGGGCUUCCACACGUUUGUGCUGAGGCCACACUGUGGGGAGGCCGGGCCCAUCCACCAUCUGGUGUCGGCCUUCAUGCUGGCUGAGAACAUCUCGCAUGGGCUGCUUCUGCGCAAGGCCCCGGUCCUGCAGUACCUGUAUUACUUGGCCCAGAUUGGCAUCGCCAUGUCCCCGCUCAGCAACAACAGCCUCUUCCUCAGCUACCACCGGAACCCACUACCUGAGUACCUGUCCCGUGGCCUCAUGGUCUCACUGUCCACCGACGAUCCCCUGCAGUUCCACUUCACCAAGGAGCCACUGAUGGAGGAGUACAGCAUCGCCACCCAGGUGUGGAAGCUCAGCUCCUGCGACAUGUGCGAGCUGGCACGCAACAGUGUGCUCAUGAGUGGCUUCUCCCACAAGGUGAAGAGCCACUGGCUGGGACCCAACUAUACCAAGGAGGGCCCUGAGGGCAAUGACAUCCGCCGCACCAAUGUGCCGGACAUCCGUGUGGGCUACCGCCAUGAGACCCUGUGCCAGGAGCUGGCGCUCAUCACGCAGGCCGUGCAGAGCGAGAUGCUGGAGACUAUCCCGGAGGAGGCGGGCAUCACCAUGAGCCCGGGGCCUCAGUGAGCCCAGCCCAAACAGUGCCCCCGCGUCUUGGCACCUUGACCACGUUCUGUCCUCAGACCCCUCCCGCCCUGUUGUGGUCUCUGCAUGUGUCUGUUCUUUGUUCCGUCCUGCAUGUCUCUACCUGUAUCUGUGCCGCCCAGGAGCCGCUUUACCCUUGUCUUGGCUUGGGUGGCACCUGAUGGCCCAGGUUUGAGGUCUGCCCUGCUGGUGGACCUGUCCCAGGAUCCUCUGAAGGCUGGCUGUCCUGCGGGCAUCUGAGUGUCCACAAGAGCCAGGGAUGGUUGUGGGGGUCUGGCCCUUGGGGUCCUGGCUUGGGCAAAUUUGAGCUUUGGCUGGGGCUUGAGUUUGGGCCUCCGUCUUGCUUAUGCGGCUGAGGGGCAGUCAGGUGUGGCCUGUACACGUGUGUUGUGGGCACGGACUGCCAGGGAUCUGCGGCAGGUAGAAUUGGCUGAGUCACAGCCCUAGCUGCCUGGGCUUGGGCCCCGGAGGUGCUGGACCAGCACCUCUGCCAAGUCACGGCCCAGCAGCUUUCACCGUCCUUCCUCUGGUCCAUGUGCUCACCUGGUGUCAGCUUCCUGUGCCUCUGUGGGAGGGGGCAGCUGCCCUGUGCUGUGUCUGACGCCAUUGCAGCUGGAGGGUCCUGGAUCUGCCACCAGCCCUGAGGGCAGUAUCCCUACUAUGGUCCCCAGAGUUUUGACCAGACCUGGAUCCCACCUGGUCCCCUGUGUUGUGUUCUGGACCGAGGCCUUUGCUAUGAAUUGCGGUGUUUCCUACAAUCCCAUCUUUCCUAGUGCAUGAGAAAUAAAGAUUAUUUAAGUAA
Messenger RNA from Lagenorhynchus albirostris (white-beaked dolphin), 4128 nucleotides. It is a transcript of the gene AMPD2, whose product is annotated as adenosine monophosphate deaminase 2. The transcript is spliced from 18 exons. The coding region runs from base 828 to 3308 and encodes 826 amino acids. Gene Ontology annotation, cellular component: cytosol. Gene Ontology annotation, molecular function: AMP deaminase activity. Lineage: Eukaryota; Metazoa; Chordata; Mammalia; Artiodactyla; Delphinidae. Gene Ontology annotation, biological process: AMP metabolic process; IMP salvage. The record is from RefSeq and is a predicted model, not a curated record.